CCGCGGCCGCCGGGACGAGCGGAGCAGAGCAGAGCAGAGCAGCGCCUGCCGCCUCGUCCAGCCAGCCCAGCAUGGAGCUCCGCGCCCUGGCGCUGCUCGCCCUCGCCCUGGCCGUCAUCUCCCUCUCGGAGGAGAAACCCGUCAGCCUGACUUACCGAUGUCCCUGUCGAUUCUACGAGAGCAACGUGGCAAGAGCCAAUAUUAAGCACCUCAAAAUCCUCUCCACACCCAACUGCUCACUUCAGAUUGUUGCAAGGCUCAAGAGCAACAGCAAGCAAGUGUGCAUUGAUCCCAAGUUAAAGUGGAUCCAGGAAUAUCUGGAGAAAGCUUUAAACAAACCACGUCAUCGCACUCAUAAAAAAAAGCAACAGAAGAAACGGGGCCCACUCUGCCCUUCCCGUGCAACACCACUAAAGUCUCCAGGGAGAAAGAAUGGAGGUUCAAGAUGUAAGAGGCAAGCAUUGUAAGCCGUCUACAGGAUUUCUUACUGUAGGACCCAGAGAGCAGAUAACCAGUAUUAGGGACUGAAUACAUUUCACUGCUAACAUGCAGCACAAAAGCAACGCUUCACGCAAUUCCAAAGGUUUUUUCCUUGGUUCUUUUUGUUUUUGUUUUUUUUUUUGUUUGGUUUUUUUUCCCCUUGCACAAAUUGGCUUGCUUUCAUAGUGCUAUUUUUAUAUAGUAAGAUGUAACUAUUUGAGAAAAAUAUGAAUUUAUACAGGUUGGUUUAUUACCUAGCACUGGGGGGCAGAUACCAAUUUAAACUAACCCUGUUAUUAUAUGACAUUUUAUUUCCUUUGUUGUGUAGAGGUCCUGCUUUAUUUAACUUUCUUUUGGUUCAUGCAAGUCUCCUGGAGUUUUAAACCUAGAAGGACAUGAACUGUACAGUGCAAUGAUGUUGUGUAAGUAGUUGGUGGAACUCCUUGCCUUCAGAAGUCAUAGAGGCCAAGAACAUAGGAAGGCUCAAAAGCAUCAGACUGAUGACAAUAGACAACAUUACCCUGGGUGGCAUUUACAGAUAUUUUGGGUGAACGAUUAAACUCAGGGCUACAGGGCUAAAGCCCUUCUCUGAAGAUCAGAACCCUUGCUGACAGCUGUGAGCAGCUGGAUCAAUGCACAUCUGGUGCUGCAAGGUGCUAAUACUUGGUUUGUAGCAGUUGUGUGUGUUAGGAGCCACAACACAGUUCUGAUGUCAUCAGGCAUUUCCUAUGUUCCUGUGUUUCUGAUGAUAAAUUUAGC
This is a messenger RNA of Zonotrichia leucophrys gambelii, 1239 nucleotides long. It is a transcript of the gene CXCL12, whose product is annotated as C-X-C motif chemokine ligand 12. Gene Ontology annotation, cellular component: extracellular region. Lineage: Eukaryota; Metazoa; Chordata; Aves; Passeriformes; Passerellidae. The coding region runs from base 72 to 467 and encodes 131 amino acids. Gene Ontology annotation, molecular function: chemokine activity. The transcript is spliced from 5 exons. The record is from RefSeq and is a predicted model, not a curated record. Gene Ontology annotation, biological process: defense response; immune response; chemotaxis.